Molecule: messenger RNA, 642 nt
Organism: Hibiscus syriacus
Lineage: Eukaryota; Viridiplantae; Streptophyta; Magnoliopsida; Malvales; Malvaceae
Exons: 2
Coding region: 1-642 (213 amino acids)
Source: RefSeq, a predicted model, not a curated record
AUGAACAUAAGACCACUAGGUGGUUUACCCGUUGAUACUAAGGCCACAAAGAGAGCAGGCCACGAGCAGAGUGAGAGGCUGAAAAGACAAAAACAAGAAUGUCAGUUCAAGAAAUUCUUGGAGAUCUUAAAGCAAGUUCACAUCAACUUGCCAUUGGUUGAGGCGAUCGAGCGAAUACCAAACUAUGCUAAGUUCCUUACAGAUAUUUUCUCUAAGAGAACAAGGAUAGGAGAGUUUGAAACAGUUGUUGUGACGGAGGGAUGCAUGGCCAUGUUGCACAAUCAAAUGCCACCCAAACUAAAAGAUCUCAGUAUCUUCACAAUACCAUGUGCAAUCGAAAAUCGCUACGUCGGAAAGGCAUUAUGCGAUCUUGGAGCGAGUAUAAACCUUAUGCCUAAAUUUGUGUUCCGAAGAUUGGGUAUCGAGAAGGCGAAACCUACGACAGUUAUGCUACAGCUUGUAGACAUAUCCUAUGUGCAACCAGAUGGAAAAAUUGAAGAUAUACUGGUAAAAGUUGAUAAAUUUAUUUUUCCCACCGACUUCAUUGUUCUGGAUUGUGAAGCAGAUGAGUUCGCACCUAUUAUCCUUGGAAGACCAUUCCUAGAAACAGGAAGAACCUUAAUUGAUGUCGAAAGGGGAUAA